CAUGUCUGUUUCUCUCUCUUGACACCGCUGCGCGUCUUUGUGACUCAUGACAGGUCCGAAGAUUCCAUCUUCCAACCUCAUCACUACUCCAAAUUAGGCCAACCGUUGAGACCCGCGUUACUCUCUCUCUCUCUCUCUCUCUCUCUGCAUCUGCAAUUUCUUCCUACCCAUUUUCUUAGAAGGUGCGAAAGAGAGAGAACCCAAACGGAUUUCUCAAUCCAAAGGGGUCCAAAAUCUAUUAUUGAUUCCUUUCCUCACAUUCCUCCACACCAGUUACUCCAAAAAAGGACCCACAUUUAUUCGUUUUAAUAAUUUCUUUCUUGGGGGCGGCUCAACAAACAUCGAAAACCCUAGAUAUGGGGUUACCAACUUCAUGCCAAGCUGAACAACAAAGAAAGGAACGAUUUUGAGACCGACCCAAUUCGAUUAGGCGGUCGCAGAUUCAAAGGGAAAGGAAGAGAUACAAAUAAAAAAAGAGGGUUAGAUGCGGAAAAAACCCUCUUUGGAACUGGAAGAAACCCUAAUCGAAAAUUUGAAGAACCCUUUGAUCUUUGUUCCAUGGAUUCGACGUUUUCAACCUUGGGUUUUUUGAUCUUUGCUGUUACACUUUCUUUCUAUGCCUUUCUUGUUCAAUCAGAGAUAACAGUUGUGCACAUUGAUAGAUUAGCAUCUCCGGCGCCACCGCCACCACCACCUCCACCUCCACCACCACCGCCUCCGCCUCCCGAAUCGCCACCCCCACCUCCGCCACCUCGCCACCGUCGUUCACCGCCGCCACGUCAUUCGGCCCAUAGGUCCCCUCCUCCGCCCCCCGAAUCGCCGCCAACACCGUCCGAUGCGCAAGCGAGCGAGCUGGGAUCUCCGCCGCGCGAUUAUCACCGCUACUGGAUCCCUCCGCCGCCUCCGUCUGGACAGCAAAGCGGAAUGAACACAGGGAAGAAAGUUGGGCUCUUGUUUGUAGGAAUUGUGGCGGUUAUGCAGAUUGCCAUGGUUAGUUUCUUGGUGUUCCAGAGAAACCAGCUUCUUAAGGGCAAUGACAGAUAUGAGAAUUAUUCUUGAAACAAAAAGAUUUUGUUUUUUCCAUAUCAUCAAUCAUCGAUUCGUUUUAAUUUGGUGGGUUUUGAGGCUUUAAAUUCUUUAGUGGCUGCAUUAUAAAUUUGGGGUUGGGAUUGAGAUUAACAAGUGCAUCAGAUUUUGGAAAGAGAAAAAGCAUGGGUGGCUUGAAUUCAAAGUAUGAAUCUGAGGAAUGAUAUUUGGGAAGAUUUAAAAAAAUGGGAAAAAAUUUGUGCAUUGAUGAUUCUCUCAUUGGCGGCCCCUAGGUGUUACUCUGUAUAGUGGUAAUGUUAGUUUGAUGGGGCUUCCUUUUUUUUUAUGUUUUAAAGUUUCACUCCUUUUUACUAUGUAGUUUCUUUUUUUUUUUUUAAAUAUUUUCUCUAACAUGCUCAAUGUACAAUAGUGUUAGGAACCUUUGAAGGAUUAACAAUGACAAAGCUUUGAUAUUCUUUGUUUCUCUCAGUUUUGAUGUCAAGUUUGUCCUUUGUAGCUUGUGGUUUGAAGUGUUUGAUUUGAUGUUAUGAAUGCUGUGAUAAUCAGUAAUCCUGUUGUAGCUUCAAAUUGAUGUUUGAUAACGUUAUGGUCACUCCAAAGCAACCACCUUUUGUUUUGGUUUUAUUACAAUCUAUAGAGAGGGAUAUCUUCCCAUAAAUAGGAAUAGUUCAAUCUUAAAGUGUAGUGGAAAUAGUGUUAUUUAUUUAUGUGUCAAGGUUAUUGGCAAAUUUGCACUUUGAAUUGAGCUUGUUUGUACUUGUUAAGAUUGCUAUAAAUAUAUAGUUAUCUA
Molecule: messenger RNA, 1837 nt
Organism: Arachis stenosperma
Lineage: Eukaryota; Viridiplantae; Streptophyta; Magnoliopsida; Fabales; Fabaceae
Product: protein TRACHEARY ELEMENT DIFFERENTIATION-RELATED 7A-like
Exons: 1
Coding region: 559-1059 (166 amino acids)
Source: RefSeq, a predicted model, not a curated record